UGUCCCAAUAAAAAUACGGAGACCUCCCCACCACACGGGAGCGAAGUGGUUGUUCCCUGAAGUCCCCACGUGUUCUCAACGUGUGGCGCCGCGGAGCUCGGGACCGGGAUGUGAACCAGGAGAACUUUGACUUGUAUCAUCUUUUACCGAAAUGCUGCUGCGGAGCGACGUGCCGUGGAGGCGGCUGGACAGCCUCUCCUUCGGCCUGUACAGCGCCGAGGAGAUACGGAAGCUGAGUGUGAAGGCGAUCACUAACUUGGUGUUCUUCGACAAUCUUGGAAAUGUCUCAGUCAACGGUCUCUAUGAUCUGUCCAUGGGGCCUUCAGACAAUAAAGAGGUGUGUGCCACCUGCAGUCAGAACUCACAGACUUGCCCCGGACACUUUGGGCAUGUAGACCUACCACUACCUGUCUACAACCCCAUGUUGUUUGAUACCCUGUUCCUACUGGUGCGGGGAUCCUGCCUGCGUUGUCACAUGCUCACCUGCCCCCGGAGCGCCAUCCACCUGCUGCUGAGCCAGCUCAAGCUACUGGACCACGGCUUCGGGGCGGAGGUCUGCGAGGUGGAACAAGUCCUCAACCAGCUCCUUGACCGUAAUAUCAAGGCCUCUGGGAUGGACAUCCAAGAGACACUGGAUGAACACACAAAGGCGGUCAUCGGUACCAAAGCUGAUGAUACAAAACAGAGCCAACAGAUUAAACACACAGUGGAAAGGAGGCGCUGUCUUAUUGAGCGAUUUUGGAAAGUCUUCAUGAAUGGCCGUAGAUGUCCAAACUGCAACUACGGGAAGUUCACCGUGCGCCGGGAAUACAACUCCAAGCUGAUCGUGACGAUGCCGUCGACGCCCCUGGAUCAGGAGAACGGAGAGGAGGACCUCAUGGCUGGGAAGAAGGGCUACAUGACCCCUGUGAUCGCCAAGGAGCAUCUCGUCAAGCUAUGGGAGAAGGAAGGUUUCUUCCUGAGGAAUCUGUUUCUGGGUCUGGACCACGGGCCUGAGCUGGAGCUACAGGCUGAAUUCAACCCUGAACUUUUCUUCCUGGACAUCUUGGUGACUCCUCCUUGCAGGUACAGGCCGCUGAAUCGCCUGGGCGACCGCCUCUUCACCAACGGGCAGACGGUGAACCUGCAGCUGGUCCUGAAGCAGUGCAGGAUCAUCCAGCAGAUCCUCACCCUCAUGGCGGGGGAAAAAGAGGAAAAGGGGGCAGACCCGGCGCUGGGGGAUGUCACGGCGGUGGAGGUGGAGGAAAAGGCCCGCGACCUGGCCCUCCUGGAGGGGGUCCAGGGUCAGACCCUGACGGAGAAGCUGUACAGCAUUUGGAUCCGGUUGCAGACCUACGUCAACAUCGUGUUCGACAGCGAGCUGGACAAGAUCACCCAGGAGAAGUUCCCUGGGAUCAAACAGCUCCUGGAGAAGAAGGAUGGACUUUUCCGGAAGCACAUGAUGGGCAAGCGAGUGGAUUUCGCGGCACGGUCGGUCAUCUGUCCCGACAUGUACAUCGGGACCAACGAGAUCGGACUACCGAUGGUGUUCGCCACGAAGCUCACCUACCCUCAGCCCGUCACGCCCUGGAACGUGAAGGAGCUGCGGCAGGCGGUGCUCAACGGGCCAGACGUGCACCCCGGCGCCCUGGCCGUCAUCAACGAGGACGGCAGCAAGACCAUCCUGUCCCCCUCGGACGCCACGCAGCGCGAGGCCGUGGCCAAGCAGCUGCUGACUCCCUGCCCCGGCCGCCAAAAGAUGGCCAUGAAGAUCGUGAACCGCCACAUAAAGAACGGGGACGUCAUGCUGCUGAACCGCCAGCCCACGCUGCACAGGCCCUCCAUCCAGUCGCACCGUGCCCGCAUCCUGCCCGGGGAGAAGGUGCUCAGGCUCCACUACGCCAACUGCAAAGCCUACAACGCCGAUUUCGACGGCGACGAGAUGAACGCCCACUUCCCCCAGAGUGAGCUGGCCCGCGCAGAGGCCUACACACUGAUCAGCACAGACCAACAGUACCUGGUGCCCAAGGACGGUAAGCCCUUGGCGGGGCUGAUCCAGGACCACAUGGUCUCCGGCACCAGGAUGACGCUGCGCGGCUGCUUCUUCACCCGGGACCACUACACGGCCCUGGUGUACCGGGGCCUGACGGACCGCUGGGGCCGCGUCCGGCUGCUGCCGCCCACCGUCCUCAAGCCCCAGCAGCUGUGGACCGGGAAGCAGGUGGUGUCUACCCUGCUGCUGAACAUCAUACCAGAGAAAGCCCUGCCGCUAAACCUGAACGGCACGGCCAAGAUCCCCAGCAAGUCCUGGAUCCAAGUCCCGCCCCGAGCGGUACCAGGAUACGACCCCGACAGCAUGUGUGACUCAACGGUGGUGAUCCGCCAGGGCGAGUUGCUGAGGGGCGUGCUGGACAAGGCCCACUACGGCUCGUCCAUCUACGGCCUGGUGCACUGCUGCUACGAGCUGUACGGCGGCGAGACGGGCGGCCGCCUGCUCACCUGCCUGGCCCGCCUCUUCACCGCAUACCUGCAGCUGUACAAGGGCUUCACUCUGAGUGUGGAGGACAUUUUGGUGAAGCCAGGGGCCAACCGACAGCGGAAAAAGCUCAUCAAAGAGUCUCAAAAGAUCGGCACCAGGGCCCUGCAGAUGGCCUUCAACCUGCCCGAGAACGUGGACCCUGCGGAGGCCAGGGGCCGGUGGCAGGACGCUCACCUCAACCCCGACCAGAGGGACUUCAACCUGGCCGACAUGAAGUUCAAGGAAGUGGCCAACCAAGUGAACAAUGGCAUCAACAAGGUCUGUAUGCCAGCUGGGCUCCACAGGUCCUUUCCCGACAACAACCUCCAGCUGAUGGUCCAGUCUGGAGCCAAGGGCUCCUCGGUCAACACCAUGCAGAUUUCAUGCCUCCUGGGCCAGAUUGAGUUGGAGGGGCGUCGGCCUCCCCUGAUGCCUUCUGGGAAGUCGUUGCCGUGCUACCAGCCCUACGAGCCGUCGCCGGCCGCGGGGGGAUUCAUCUCCGGAAGGUUCCUCACUGGCAUCAGACCGCAGGAGUUCUUCUUUCACUGCAUGGCUGGCAGAGAGGGGCUAGUUGACACCGCAGUCAAAACCUCCAGAUCAGGAUAUCUGCAACGGUGCAUCAUCAAGCACUUGGAGGGGCUGGUGGUGCAGUACGACCUCACGGUGAGGGACAGCGACGGCUCCGUGGUGCAGUUCCUCUACGGGGAGGACGGCCUGGACGUCCCUAAGAUCCAGUUCCUCCAGUCCUCCCAGUUCCCCUUCAUAGAGGAGAACUACCAGGUGAUCAAGAAGUCCCAGGACCUGGACCAGUUGUUGUCCCGGUUCGACCCCACGGCCGCCCGCCAACACUUCUCCGCCGUGAAGCGCUGGAAGGCCAAGCGCCUGGACUCCUCUCCACGUAACGGAGGGUUCCUCCUGUUCUCCCAGAAGAAGCUGGCAAAGCAAAGGCAGUCGGAGGGUGGCCAGGGAAGCCAGAUCUGCGGCCGAGAAGCUGCCACCAUCCAGCUGAUGGAGCGCUGGCGAUCCCUGGAGGCGGGCAACCAGCUCAAGUACCGCCGCAAGUCGUCCCGCUGCCCAGAGCCCAGCCUGGGGACCUUCCGGCCCGACCUCUGCUUCGGGGCCGUGUCGGAGAGCUUCCACGAGGUCAUGGAGAAGUACAUCCAGGCCACGCCCCGCCGCUGCGGCCUGGACUCCGACAGCCUCCGCCACCUCCUGAACUACAAGUGGCAGCGGUCCCUGUGUGACCCGGGCGAGGCGGUGGGGCUGGUGGCCGCGCAGUCCAUCGGCGAGCCCUCCACCCAGAUGACGCUCAACACCUUCCACUUCGCCGGCAGAGGAGAGAUGAACGUCACACUGGGUAUACCCAGGCUCAGAGAGAUCCUGCUGGUGGCCACGUCCCGGAUCAAGACGCCCAUGAUGAGCGUUCCUGUGCUGGGCCACAUGUCGGCUCAGAGAAAGGCCAACAGCCUCCGCAAGAAGCUCACCAGGGUGUGUCUGGCCGAGGUCUUGCAGCGAGUGGAGGUCACAGAGAAACUGAGGAUCAAGAGCACCACUGAGAAGAUGCAGGUGUUCAAUGUUGAGUUUCACUUCCUGCCGGCAGAACGCUACCAAGAGGAUAAGAUUCUGACGCCUCAUCAGAUACUGCGCUUCAUGGAAACCAGGUUUUUCUUCCUCAUGCUGGAAGCCAUCAAGAAGCGCUCGCUGAAGUUGGCCUCCAUCGCCGUGGAGACCAGGAAGGCCACGUCGAAGGACCAGGACGGAGCUGCCGGAGUGGCGGGAGGCGAUGACGGAGACGGAGAGGGGGAGGAGCCGGAGGCGCCCAUCGUAGACGACCGGGAGAACGAAGGGGACACCGACGCCACGGACGUAAAGCGGCAGGAGAAGCAGAAAGAAGAGGUUGACUAUGACAGUGAGGAAGACGAGGGGGAUCCAGAGGACAAGCCAGAAGGGGAGGUGGAAAAGGAGGAUGGUGAUGGUGAUGAUGAUGAUGAGGAGGAAGACGGCGGUGCAGAAGAGGCACAGGAAGGAAGUGGCCUCGAACCGACGCCCAAAAAUAAGAGGGGACGCAGCACCAUGGACCCCACGCGGGUGACCUCGGUGCUGGCCUCCCAACAAGCCAUCGAGAGCUACUCCUACGACGCGAAGCACAGCCUCUGGUGUCAGGUGACCAUCGCCCUCCCGCUGACCAACGUGCACUUUGACCUGACGUCGCUGCUGUCCACGCUGGCCCACAGCGCCGUCAUCAUGCAGACGCCCGGCAUCACGCGCUGCCUGCUGAACGAGGCCACGGGCCGCACGGGGCAGAAGGAGAGCCUGCUGAACACGGAGGGCAUCAACAUGCACGAGCUCUUCAAGUACAGCGACAUCCUUGACCUCAACCGCCUGUACUCUAACGAGGUGCACGCCAUGGCCAACACCUACGGAAUAGAAGUGGCUCUGAGGGUCAUCGAGAAGGAGAUCAGGGACGUCUUUGCCGUCUACGGCAUCGAGGUGGACCCCAGGCACCUGUCGCUGGUGGCCGACUACAUGUGCUUUGAGGGCGUAUACAAACCCUUCAACCGGUUCGCCAUCCGCUCCAACUCGUCCCCGCUACAGCAGAUGACCUUCGAGACCAGCUACAAGUUCCUCAAAGACGCCACUCUGAUGGGUGCUCACGACGAGCUGCAGUCGCCCUCCGCUUGUCUGAUCACUGGCAAGGUGGUGAGGGGAGGAACGGGGCUGUUUGAGCUGAAGCAGCCCCUGCAGUGAGAGAGGCCGCAGCCCCAUAGAACCCCCCUGCAGCACAGCUCCUCAAACGCCCCUGCCCGCCUGCGUUUGUCCAAAGUGAAAGAACUCUGAAACCAUGAACUUGCACAGUUAUGCAAAUGCAGAAGUGUGUAUGUCCUGUUUGCUAAAACUGUGUGUGCUUAACUUUUCCUUUGUGUAUAUCUAAGUAGUUGUGUUUAUUUGAUUGAUUUACGAUUGACUUAGCGACACAGCUGAUGGGAUGUUGUCCGGGAAAUUUUGCACCACAAGGUUUUAACUUCACAAAUAUGUGCAUGUGAACAUAUUUCAACCGUCAAAAUAAACAUUUUUAUUCAAGCGUA
Molecule: messenger RNA, 5583 nt
Organism: Gadus morhua (Atlantic cod)
Lineage: Eukaryota; Metazoa; Chordata; Actinopteri; Gadiformes; Gadidae
Gene: polr1a
Product: RNA polymerase I subunit A
Exons: 37
Coding region: 152-5245 (1697 amino acids)
Biological process (GO): DNA-templated transcription
Cellular component (GO): RNA polymerase I complex
Molecular function (GO): DNA binding
Source: RefSeq, a predicted model, not a curated record